AUGUCGCACGCAGCAGGGCCCUCGCAUUUAGACGAGGACGAGAGGAUGUCUGGAAAGGACCGUGAUUUCGGGCUUACGGAGACGUACUCUGACUUGGGCGAGGAGGAAGAACAGGAAGAGGGAGAUGGAGAGUCAGAUGGAGACAAUCGCAGCGAGGGAGAAGAGGACGAUAUCGACGAAGGUGAUACAGACCAAGACGACAUCGACGAUACGCAGCCCUAUCUUACACGGAGCCCCAAGAACAUGAAGGGAAAGGGAAAAGGCUCCGUCUAUUCUCCCCGACCGAGUGCGGUGGACAGGACACAGUCGUCGAGCUCGUCGUGGGCAGACCUCGACUUGUCAGUCAUUGUCGCUUUCGUAUCGCCCAUAGGGAACUGGCUUACCGGCGGUGAUCACAUCAAGAACCUCUUCCUGAUCAUUCUCCUCAUAUUCUACCUCCACCAGCUCAUAGAAAUACCCUGGAGAUUAUACCAAGCUUCCCUCCCUCACAAGCCCUCUCACCCAGCCAACCCGGCUUCCACAAACCCACAGACCGCCCGCCUAGUCGCUUUAGCACGAACCGAACUGCACAGGCAGGAACUCUUUUACCUCGUCCUCACGGUGGUCUCUCCUCUCCUCGGAGCAGCCUUCCUUCAACAUAUAGCCGACGCACUCGGCGGCACGCAAGCGCUCUCCUGGUUCAGCACGACGCUUUUCGUGCUCGCGACGGGUCUUCGCCCGUGGUCGCACCUCGUCGCGCGCCUCCGCGAUCGCACCAAUGCGUUGCACAACGCGGUGCACUACCCGCCGCCCGCAGAGUCCGAGGCCGCCGCUACUGCUGCAGCGCAGGAGCGUGCAUUCGGGAAGGCACUCACAAGGCUCUCGAGCGUCGAGCGCCAGCUUGCGGACUUGCGUGCGCGUGCGGCGCGCGGAGACAAGCUGCAGGGCGUGUGCGACGACCUCAGCGAGGCGAUCGGCGACAUCGAGCGGAACGCAAAACGCGGCGAACGCAAGUCCGACUCGACUCGCUCUGAGCUCUCCGCACGCAUCGCUGCGCUCGAGGCAGGGCUUUUACAAGUGGAGGAGCGCCGCCGCAAGGACAUUGAGAGGUUCAAGGCUGGGCUUAGUCCGCUGCCGCCUGCGUACGCUCUCACGUUCGCGCGCGCGCACAACUAUGUGUCGACGAUUGUGGGCACACUGAUCCGCAUGCCGAAGACGCUCUGGUCCCUCGGUAUGAAGGAGCUCAGUCCUGAGAAGCCUGCAACGAGCCCUCAAGCUACCGGUCGUACAAACGGACAUGUCACCUCGCCGAUCAUUCGUGAAGGUACGAGACACGCCCCGCGCCUCGCGACGAUCCCCGAGGCGGAGCACUCGGACGCGGAUUCGGACGGCACGUACGUCUCGGACCCGGAGAAGGAGAGGGACAAGGAGGAACGCAUGCGGAGCCGCAGCCGCAGCCACAGCGGAGGUAGCGGACGUGCCGCGAAGGCCAAGGCGCGGGCGCGCUCGUACUCGUACAGCGAGAAGGGGUUCGAGGUCGUACAGGGCCUCAUGCUCUGGCCGUACCGUGCGAGCGUGCGCGUGCUGGUUGCUGUUAUGCCUCCUGUGAAGAAAAUCUUGCCAGUGCUGUGA
Messenger RNA from Sparassis crispa, 1611 nucleotides. RefSeq lists its product with no specific name. Lineage: Eukaryota; Fungi; Basidiomycota; Agaricomycetes; Polyporales; Sparassidaceae. The coding region runs from base 1 to 1611 and encodes 536 amino acids. The transcript has 2 exons. The record is from RefSeq and is a predicted model, not a curated record.